Toxotes jaculatrix (banded archerfish) is the source of this 1425-nucleotide messenger RNA. RefSeq names its product phosphatidylinositol 3-kinase regulatory subunit beta-like. Bases 147 to 1370 code for a protein of 407 amino acids. Lineage: Eukaryota; Metazoa; Chordata; Actinopteri; Toxotidae. The record is from RefSeq and is a predicted model, not a curated record. Gene Ontology annotation, biological process: insulin receptor signaling pathway; phosphatidylinositol phosphate biosynthetic process. Gene Ontology annotation, cellular component: phosphatidylinositol 3-kinase complex. The transcript has 10 exons. Gene Ontology annotation, molecular function: 1-phosphatidylinositol-3-kinase regulator activity.
ACAACAGUGAGGCUCAGUCUCAGACCCUGACAACGUUCCUGCAGGACCUUUCUUCCCUUGUUGAUCAUGAUGAUGUGUUUCCUGCCCUGAGAAACAACGUCGCUAAGGAAGGAGAACUUCAAGCCAAGAACAACAUAACCAAAGUGAUGGCCGCAUGUGACUCCAAUCCUGACGAUAACCAACUGUCCGAUGCAGAGUGGUACUGGGGCAGCAUCUCGAGAGAGGAAGUAAAUGAGAUGAUGAGAAACACUUCUGAUGGCACAUUCCUGGUCCGUGAUGCUUCCAGUCGGGUUAAGGGGGAAUAUACUCUCACGCUAAGGAAAGACGGUUCCAACAGACUGAUAAAGAUUUUCCAUCAUGGCGGCAAAUAUGGCUUCUCUGAGCCACUGGCUUUUCCCUCUGUGGUGGACCUAAUCCAGUACUACCAGAACAAAUCACUAGCCCUGUACAACUCUAAACUGGACACACGGCUACUCUACCCCAUAUCCAGAUACCAGCAACAGCAGGUUGUGAUGGAAGUUGACACUGAUGCAGUCGGAGAACAGCUGAGGAUAUUUCAGGAUCAAUACAAAGAGAAGAGCAAAGAGUACGACCGUCUGUUUGAGGAAUUUAACCAAACCUCCCAGGACCUGCAGAGCAAGCAUACAGCCAUUGAGGCUUUCAGUGAAAUCAUUCGGAUCUUUGAGGAGGAGUGUGAAACUCAAGAACGCUACAGCAAAGAAUACAUCAACAUGUUCCUCAAAUUAGAAAGCAGCGCAGAGUCUGACAAGAUUCAAAGCAACUCUGAUGAGCUGCAGUCGAGGGUGGAGGAGAUCCACAACAGCAAGAAGAAGUUGGAGGAAGAGCUAAGAAAGAAGGCACUGGCUCACAUGGAAGUUGACAGGAAAAUGAGCAGUCUGAAGCCCGACCUUGUGCAGCUAAGGAAGAUAAGAGAUCAAUACCUGCUCUGGCUCACCCAACAAGGCACCAGGCAGAGCCAGAUUAAUGACUGGCUGGGUAUCAGGAGUGAAGAAGAAGACCCAUAUACCCUGGCAGAUGAUGCACAUGAGGAGGAGAGGAGCUGGUAUGUUGGUAGUAUGAGACGAAAGGAGGCUGAGGAGCUGCUGAGAGGGAGGAGGGAUGGGACCUUCCUCAUCAGAGACAGCCAAACUCAGAGGGGCUCCUUUGCCUGCUCUGUUGUAGUGGACGGGGAUGUGAAGCACUGUGUGAUCUACAGGACGUCCACGGGUUAUGGCUUCGCUGAGCCCUACAACCUGUACUCAUCGCUGAGAGAACUGGUCCUCCACUACCGACAUACAUCCCUGAUCCAACACAACCAGCAGCUGAAUGUAACCCUGGCCUGGCCAGCUCUCAGCCAGCAGCCCAGCUGAGACACACCAGCACGCCACCCUGAUGGCACUUUCCCAAAGCUUCACUGUAUUAAUA